Bombus pyrosoma is the source of this 876-nucleotide messenger RNA. RefSeq names its product coiled-coil domain-containing protein 134-like. The coding region runs from base 229 to 861 and encodes 210 amino acids. The record is from RefSeq and is a predicted model, not a curated record. Lineage: Eukaryota; Metazoa; Arthropoda; Insecta; Hymenoptera; Apidae. The transcript is spliced from 4 exons.
CCAAAUCAGCGGGAAGCCGCAAAAUAGUGAUGCAUCUCAAAUUAAGAUCUACGAAGAAUUAUGUAUCCGCUCAAAAUAUAAUUAGCCUUUAUUUGGACAUUUAUUAUAUCAUAUUUGUGGCAUUUUUAUAAUUGUAGUUUCAAAAAAUCGUUUGAACAUCAACGCAAGGAACAUGCUGAAGCCAUUAAACGUCUUCAGAAAAUAGGUAACUACGAACGUUUGUAUAAGAUGAUUUUAGUUAUUGGUGAAAAGAUGAUUGAUACGAUCGAGGUAAAUAAAGCAUUAAUCGCAAAUGAAGAUUUCAAUCCAGAUGAUAGAUUCUUGCCACAAAAUGUUACUAUACAAACUGCAAUAUCUACUGUCUUAGAAAACACGGCAUUCUUUGGAGAUAUUCUUCUUCAUUUUCCUCAUUUUAUUCACCGUAUACUUAAAGCGCAACAAAAAUGGAAUCCGAUCAUAAAUUGGUCCUUAAAUUUUACGUAUCGUACUAAAUAUUUGUUAGAUUCGGAAACUGUUGUUAAAAUUCAUUUAGCAUCUCAAGAAUUAAACGUUAUAAAACGCGAACAGGGAUAUUUCAAUCCUUAUUGGCAGCCUACUGACGCUCAAGAAGGAGACAACGGGAAGAUAAAGAAAAAGAAAUCGGCUACAAAAGGAAAACAGAAGAAGGGGCCACAACUGACCAAGAAAGAUGGCUGGUUAUCCAGUUCGAAAAUAUCCGAGGAGUAUCUAAAAAUCGUCAUGAAUCCAGGCUUUCUGCAGACUUUACUCGAAACCGCUAUCAGCUUUAGUGCGAAUAAAAGCGAAGAUUUCUCGGACGAUGGAGACGGUGCGGUGGUAGAAAGUGGUCAGCCAAUGAGCUAAGAACGGUUCCUACCG